ACCACCUAGGGAUCACAAAGCAAAGUUGCACAAAAAUCAAACAGAAAGUUUUCUUACGAGUUCGAACGCACGAUUAUCGUUGGCGCAACAUUAGUUUUGAGUUGGCUACCAACGCGAGCGGGUCAUUCUCUUUGCAAGCGACACACUAACACGACGAAUUCAAAAUGAUGAUGGAGAACGGGCUCUCCAUGGAAGGUUAUGGUGAAAACUACAUGGAGCAAGAAGAAGAGUGGGAGCGCGAGGGACUUUUGGAUCCCGCCUGGGAGAAACAACAAAAGAAGACCUUUACAGCAUGGUGCAACAGUCAUUUGCGCAAGGCCGGCACCGGUAUCGAAAACAUCGAAGAUGAUUUCCGUAAUGGCUUGAAAUUGAUGUUGUUGCUGGAAGUUAUUUCUGGUGAAACUUUGCCCAAGCCCGAUCGCGGUAAAAUGCGUUUCCACAAAAUUGCCAAUGUCAAUAAGGCUUUGGACUUUAUUGCCUCCAAGGGUGUUCACUUGGUAUCGAUUGGUGCUGAAGAAAUUGUCGAUGGCAAUUUGAAAAUGACCCUCGGUAUGAUCUGGACCAUUAUCUUGAGAUUUGCCAUCCAAGAUAUCUCCGUUGAAGAGAUGACCGCCAAGGAGGGCUUGUUGUUGUGGUGCCAACGCAAAACCGCCCCCUACAAGAAUGUCAAUGUACAGAACUUCCAUCUGUCAUUCAAGGACGGUUUAGCCUUCUGCGCUUUGAUCCAUCGCCACAGGCCCGACUUGAUUGAUUAUUCCAAACUCUCCAAAGACAAUCCAUUGGAAAAUCUCAACACUGCCUUCGAUGUUGCUGAGAAGUAUCUCGAUAUUCCAAGAAUGUUGGAUCCUGAUGAUUUAAUCAACACUCCCAAGCCGGAUGAACGUGCCAUCAUGACCUAUGUGUCUUGCUACUACCAUGCCUUCCAAGGAGCCCAACAGGUUGGAAAUAUGACGCAUGUUCCCGAACCCACAAGACAAUACACCUACGUCCCGAAUUACGAUGCUGAAACGGCUGCUAACCGUAUUUGCAAAGUUUUGAAGGUCAACCAAGAGAAUGAACGUCUCAUGGAAGAGUAUGAACGUUUGGCUAGUGAUCUUUUGGAAUGGAUUCGCCGUACCAUGCCCUGGUUGAAUUCUCGCCAAGCUGACAAUUCCUUGGCCGGUGUUCAAAAGAAAUUGGAAGAAUACCGUACCUACCGCCGCAAGCACAAGCCCCCACGUGUCGAACAAAAGGCUAAGCUCGAAACCAACUUCAACACAUUGCAAACGAAAUUGCGUCUCUCCAAUCGUCCAGCCUACUUGCCCACCGAAGGCAAAACCGUUGCCGAUAUCUCCAACGCCUGGAAGGGUUUGGAACUCUCCGAAAAGGCCUUUGAAGAAUGGCUGUUGGCUGAGACUAUGCGUUUGGAACGCUUGGAACAUUUGGCCCAAAAGUUCAAGAUCAAGGCCGAUGCCCACGAAGACUGGACCCGUGGCAAGGAGGAGAUGUUGCAAUCUCAAGAUUAUCGUCAAUGCAAAUUGAACGAAUUGAAGGCCUUGAAGAAGAAGCACGAAGCUUUCGAAUCCGAUUUGGCCGCCCACCAGGAUCGUGUUGAGCAAAUUGCUGCCAUUGCUCAAGAAUUGAACUCUUUGGAAUACCACGAUUGCGUCUCAGUGAAUGCUCGCUGCCAACGCAUCUGUGACCAAUGGGAUCGUUUGGGUGCUUUGACCCAACGUCGUCGCACCGCUUUGGAUGAAGCUGAACGCAUCUUGGAGAAAAUCGACAUCUUGCAUCUCGAAUUCGCCAAGCGCGCUGCUCCCUUCAACAACUGGUUGGAUGGCACCCGCGAAGAUCUUGUCGAUAUGUUCAUUGUUCACACCAUGGAAGAAAUCCAAGGUCUCAUUCAAGCUCACGAUCAAUUCAAGGCUACCUUGGGUGAAGCCGAUAAGGAAUUCAAUUUGAUCGUCAACUUGGUCCGUGAAGUUGAAUCCAUUGUCAAGCAAUACCAAAUUCCCGGUGGUUUGGAGAACCCCUACACUAACAUCACCGCUAACGACAUGACACGCAAGUGGAGCGAUGUCCGCCAAUUGGUGCCACAACGUGACCAAACCUUGGCCAAUGAAUUGCGCAAACAACAGAACAACGAAAUGUUGCGCAGGCAAUUCGCCGAAAAGGCCAACAUUGUUGGUCCUUGGAUCGAACGUCAAAUGGAUGCUGUCACCGCCAUCGGUAUGGGUCUGCAAGGCUCUUUGGAGGAUCAAUUGCACCGUCUGAAGGAAUACGAACAGGCUGUCUAUGCCUACAAACCCAAUAUUGAGGAAUUGGAAAAGAUCCAUCAAGCCGUCCAAGAAUCGAUGAUCUUCGAAAACCGUUACACCAACUACACAAUGGAGACAUUGCGCGUUGGCUGGGAACAGUUGUUGACCUCAAUUAACCGCAACAUUAACGAAGUUGAAAACCAAAUUCUCACCCGUGACUCCAAGGGCAUUAGCCAAGAGCAAUUGAACGAGUUCCGUUCCAGCUUCAACCACUUCGACAAGAACCGCACCGGUCGCUUGACACCCGAAGAAUUCAAAUCCUGCCUUGUCUCCCUGGGCUAUUCCAUUGGCAAGGACCGUCAAGGUGAAAUGGACUUCCAACGCAUCUUGGCUGUUGUAGAUCCCAACUCCACCGGCUAUGUACACUUUGAUGCCUUCCUGGACUUCAUGACACGCGAGAGCACAGACACCGACACUGCCGAACAAGUUAUUGAUUCAUUCAGAAUUUUGGCAGCCGACAAGCCAUAUAUCUUGCCCGAUGAAUUGCGUCGCGAAUUGCCCCCAGAUCAAGCUGAAUACUGUAUCCAACGUAUGCCACCAUACAAGGGCCCCAACGGUGUUCCCGGCGCCCUCGACUACAUGUCCUUCAGUACAGCUCUGUACGGUGAAACCGAUUUGUAAAUCAACUGAGCUCAUGUGCCACACAAAAAAUUUUAGUUCUAUAACCAACAAAACAACUCGUCUAUUUUAAAUGAUUUUUUUUAAGUAACCAAAUUUAGAGUGAGAGAUUUUCAACCACAAAGAUCGGCUAAAUAAAGUCUACAAAACAAAAAACA
Molecule: messenger RNA, 3073 nt
Organism: Musca vetustissima
Lineage: Eukaryota; Metazoa; Arthropoda; Insecta; Diptera; Muscidae
Gene: Actn
Product: alpha-actinin, sarcomeric
Exons: 9
Coding region: 165-2918 (917 amino acids)
Biological process (GO): actin cytoskeleton organization; muscle cell development
Cellular component (GO): cortical actin cytoskeleton; plasma membrane; Z disc
Molecular function (GO): calcium ion binding; actin filament binding
Source: RefSeq, a predicted model, not a curated record